AUGAUAGCAAGAAGAGAGGGAGAAAAGAAAGCUCAAGAAAAGGUGUGGUACUGUAUAUAGAACUGAAAUAUAACUAUACCAAAAGUAUGGAACGUGAGCAACAAAGAUUGAAGGCUAAAACACUUUUGCUGUCCUGUGCUUUGAGUAAGUCUUACUAUACAGAUGUUCAAAACAUGCAUGCAUGAUCAGAUUACGAGUGAUCGAAGGUCCAAACACCCAUGAUCAAAUUGUGUCAUGUGCAUUCCAUUCAUUCUUAGUGGAAGUCCAAGUGAAUGCUGGCUACAUACAUGUACAGUACAUGCUAAUUAGCAUGCAUAAUAACAACCUGGGCCGGGUUGUUCGAAGUUGGGUUAAGAUAACCUACAGUUAGUGCGAAAUUUGGACUCAGAUAUGAGGGCUUAAAAAGCAAAUUCAGUUUAAUUCUCUUUGCCUACAGUUUGAUGAUUGGAUACUCUAAAAAGAAUAGAGAAAAUUAUCCGAGAGAGUUCUUUUGAUAACAAGAUAAGGAAACCCGGGUUAAAAUUUAACCCCGGGUUAGCGCUAACCGGCAUUCGAACAACUGGGCUCUGGAGAUUAGGAUUGUUGCCCACAAUGAUACAGAACAGUGGAACGCCGUCUCUGUGACCUCUACGGGACCAUGAUCGAUUCAGGUCAUAAUAAUGAGCUGGACCUUUUAUCAACUGUAGGUUUUAUAAUAAAGUUCAGAUAUAAUACGCACUGGUUGUAACAUGAGUGUGGGCCGACUUUACCCUUCAAGCCCCAAUAUCCACAUACAAAUUCUCAAAACUGAUCUCCAUACAUCUCCUUUAAAGUUAUUAGUUGAGAGAAUUUGAUUAUAUAAAGAUCAUGGAAUUUUCUCUAUGAUGAUCAUUUUAUUAAUUCUCAUAACUUUAUCUCUUGACAGUGUAUGGAUAUUGUUAGGAGAAAAUUGUUGUUGGUCACUAUUGGGACUUAAAGGGUUAAUCAUGAAGCUCAAUGAUCUGACAUUAAUUUUGUUGACACAACCUUUUACUUCACCAGCCAGGGUAGUAAAUAAAAACCAAGUGAACUAACUCAAUAUUGAUUUUGCUCUUGUGCUAUUUUGUUUUGUUUGUUUGUUUGUUUUUAGAAUAAAAUAUAUUUUUUGUUGUCUUUAGCCAACUUUUUUAACAAAGGAACAGAGAGCAAUGGAAGAAUUGAAAAGACGACAACAGCAAGUUGAGGAACAGAAAAAAAAGACUGAGGUAAGAGAUGCAUGUUUUGUCCCUUCUUGUGACUUCCUUACAUGUGAAUUUCUUAAAUUUAUUUUGCACCAGGCUUUGGUUGUUUAUGGAGAUGGUGCUCAUUCAAUGGAUAGAUAGUGAGAAAUUACAUUCACAGCAAAUAGUGAAUCCAAUUUUAUUUGUACGUGUACCUUGUGCUUAAGUCUUAUCUUCACUAAAAAGCUUACUGUUUAUCAUAUCUACUUAAUUAUGAGAAAUGUCAUGCCAGUUCCAUCCCUAAGAAUAUAACAUAACUGUUUUGGAUGGUUCCUGUUUAUUAUAGCUUAUUUCUUAAUUUGAGCAGAAAAAUUAAAAAUUUCAUACCAUCUACAUUGUUCUCUCAGAUGGUUCCUUUUGAGCUUUGCCUAAAUGGCAAGCUGGGAGGCAGAUAAAAUAAUUAGUUAUUUUCUUUCUAAGUUAUUAUUAUGUUUUUCACCUUCCACUUGAUCAAUCAGAACAAACAAUACUACAGUGGAACCCCACCUUACGGCCACCUCGGUAAUAUGGUCACCUCAUUAUUAUGACCACUUUUUUUGGCUGCCCGGCAAAAAUGACCAUGCAUUUUCUUGUAAAGAAAUCCUCGUUAAUAUGGACACCUCAUUAUUAAUGCCAUUUUUUUUGGCCCAUCGGUGACCGUAUUAGCGGGCUUCCAUCGUACCAACCAGUUUGGAUAACUUUCGAAAACUGAAAAAUUUUUUGUGGCUUUUCAUUUCAAAACAAACAGGAGGAGCGUCAAAUGAGAGAGAAGUUUUUAAGAGAGGCACAAUAUUCAAGAGGUAAGUAUUAGAAAAAUCUUUUUAAUUAAGAGAACCCGAAUCAUUUCACACUGUUUUAAUGCUUUAAAUAUCACAGCACAGAAAAGUACACAUAAUUAUUAAUGAAAACAAAGAUGAAAAGAAAAAGACAGAUUAUUUUUACGUAACUACAUAUACAACGAAUGAAACUGACAGUAACAUGAAAUAACUGAGGUUUAAUUUAGGCCUGACAUUGCUCAACUUUCAUAGUUUCUCUAGGAAAGGAAAAGAGGAACAGGUGGAUGGUUUUACUUUAAGGGGGACUUACACAUGUGUAGCUAACAAUGCAAUUAGCGAGUUAAUAGGGUAACAGGCGCAAGCCAACAAAGUUAAAUAAGGAAAUUUUCCAUUUGUUUCAAAUAAUUACAGCAAUGUGCUACUUGUCAUCUCAAUGAUGGAAUUUAACGUACCCUUAAGGAGGGACAUGCAUGAAAACGCUCCAGCUAAUUAGUGGGAGUAAGUAAUUACCUGAUAUCUCCCAAGAAGAAGAAUGAGGCGAUGGCUUUACUUCUUAGUACAGUUUGCUGUAUUAUUAUCUUGUUUAAAGUAGCUGUGUCACGAAAUUCAGCCAAAUUAGGAAAUUACAAAAUGCCUGUUAAAUUAAGAGAAACAUAAAAAUAACCGCUUAAAACUUUAAAGGAAGGUUCAAAUAACAUAACAGAAACAACAGAUGCCACAGAUGGGCAAAACUGAAGAAGACUGAAAUGGAUUGAAAUUAGGGUUUUUGAAAACUGUUCAGCCUAACAGUUUUUCAAAGUUGAUCCCUGCUGCUUGCAACUUCAAAAAUAAUGCUCAGGAGACAUACAGGCGUAUUUGUUUGUCUCGGAUCUCUAAUUUUGUCAUUUACCUGUAAUUUCUUUACUUACUUUAAAAUACAGCGAUUGAGGGCAAGUAAUUGGCAAAAGUAAACAAAAUUUAAUUAUUUAGAUAAACUUUAAUAUAUAUAUAUUUUUUUCAUUUUCUAAAGAGGAGGACGUGGAAAGGGAAAGAAGAGAAAAGAACCAAACUAAAGAAGAGGUAGUGUCUUGCCUGCUAAUUAAGCUAGGGAAGGGUGGAUCAUGAUUUUUUUUUCCAUGGUGGUCCAAAGUCGACGUCACCAUCAAAACUAUUUUACAGCUAAUUAUUUCCACCCUUCAUGAUAGUUAUUUUCUAGUAAACUUCAACUACUUAGAUCCUUAAAUUUGAUCCUUUACUGGUAAUAAUUAAUUAUUUUUAGUUUAAAAGCUGUUAGUUAUUCAAUUACAUUUUUUUCUUGUCUGAGGGUUGAAUUUAAGGGUGUUUUGGAUCCCAUGAUCUUAUCCUGGUUCAGUCACUACAAGGGUCUAGUUAAUGAACAUUAAUUGGGGGGAAGGACAUGUGAUAUUAAUUUACUCAUUAGUGCACAGUUAAUGGUGAGUGAUUAUUUGCAAAAGUGAAGAAUAAUUCUUACUUAUUUAUUUACUCUGUUCAAAAACUCUUUUUUUAGGCUGAGAGUGAAAAAGAAAGGUUGCGAAAGGUACUAGGAUUAUUAUAGAUUUUACCAAAAACUCAGGAGGGGUUAUGUAAAAUUAUAAAUUACAGCUAUUGCAAAAGAUUUUACAGACGAUUGUAUUUACACAAGAAUAUAAAGCAAGCCGCAAUGAAACAAAAUACAAUGGUAGCUUAGAUUAACAUUUUGGCCUGCAAAUAAAGAAAAAAAAUCUCAUAACAAUAGCACAUAAAUUUAAGAAUCCCAACCGUUUGGACUCAAGUCAGUUGACUAUCUUCAAGAAGGCAUGACUGAGGAGUUGAACUUGCCAAUGUCGUGAACAACUGUUCCUAGUGGUGAGAGCGUGAUUUGAACCUGAUGCAGUGUUCUCACCAGGAUUUUGCCUUGGGGAGUCCCAGGGCCCCCUCUUCUGAGAAAUGGGGGCCCUGUAAGAACAUUAGGGGGACAAAGUUACAAAAAACACGCGGUACGAAGAACCUGAGCCCGCACUCCAGAUUGUCUGUUACAUGAAGUACCUACCUGAUCCAAUAUGGCGGAAGAGGUGUUUACGAUUCGGAGGAGGAGUUUACGAUGUAGUGGGACGUGCGUGGGACCAAUGAAAGUAAAGGCAACAAAAUUAAAGACUUUGACUCAUUUGAUAUCAUGUUUUUUUAUUUAUUCAGACAAACAGAAUGCUUGGCAAGAUUUCCGUAUAACCCCAUACAUUAAUUAUGCAUACAUUCAUUGUUUAAAGAAAACAAAAGACAGAACAAUACUAAGCCUUUGGGAUUUCAGCUAUUGUUUUACAAAUUUUUAAUUUUUUUUCUAAGUCUUUUUUGAAACGCACUAAUUUUGGCGCUUUUUGCACUAAAAUAAGAACUUUUUGGAACAACUUUCGGACUAUUUUCGCUUUCCGAAACCUAACUUUUAUAAUGACCCCAAAGAUAGUGAUAAUCAAUGUAAUUAGUAGCGUUGAGUAAACUAUCCAUCGAUCGUAACACAGGGUUUAAUAAACAACUAAAGUAAAAUAAAAGUCUACCUUAUUCGUCAGAGUUGCCUUUUUUCCUGAACUAUAUUUUCGAGUUUCUACCGCCUCCUCCUACGUCUGAUCUGUCUGUUUUAUUUAGCCCUUUAUGCGUCGUUCCCAAUGUCAUUAUAAAGUUCGACGAUAUGCUUUACUAUGCUUCCAAAGAGAACUUCACCGUAAUGCCUACGCCACAUAUUUAAAACUCCUGCCAGUAGUUGCUUUGAAUGUUCCUGUCAGGGCAAACCAUGCUUUACCCCUCCAUCUAUCUGCGAUGCACUGCGUGUCGGCACCUGUGUCAGCUGGGUGUAUUUUACGAAGCUUGGGCUGUUCCUAGCCCUACUCUUGUAGAUAUUCAUAAGACCCAUACUCGUCGCUCAUCACGUCUGUACACCUCCAAAAUUUGAGCACAAAUGAUGGCCAAAAUGAGUCUCAUUAUUCCUGUUCUUCUUGGACAACGGCCGGGGCAUUUUUGAAAAACGCCGAAUGACCCUGAAGUUUAGUUAUGAGGGUUAGGAAACUGAGUGAAUCAGCUUUCAUUUAAGUCCUCUGCCAAAGCUCUUGCACAUUUAACAGAAGUUGUGAGGGCAGCUUAUGUUUUCCUUACACCACUCUAUGUACCGGUCGCGGUCAUGAUCCACCAGUAUUCUGGACAGCUUUUUAAAAAUUUAGUUGAGCCAUACUAAACAUGAAAGUUGACCAAUUAAGUCUCUGACAAGUGUAAUACAAGAGAGGAGUGCUUGAGAAGCCUGUGCGUGCUUGUUAUUGCCUGAAGAGAUGCAUGUUUUCGUGGAUAUGUUACAAGCAAAAGCGUGAAUAAUUUACAUGAAUACACAUUUCAGUUCUUUUGUUAUGUAUAUUUGAACUUGAGCACGCAAAAAGAUAUCAAUUUUUUGACCAGGGAAUCUCAACAAAUCGUCGUGGUCUAGUGGUAUGGCAGAGAGAUAGGUACGCCAGAGCUACAGUGAAGCGUUGGUUCAAAUCUCGCCGACUACCGAAAAAAAAAAGGAAAAAGGAAACCGUGGGGCACUGGAGAGAGUGGUAGGUGAAUGAGAGGGGAAAAAAGAGAGAGAGACGGGUAGAAAAGGAUGAAAAAAAGACAGAAAUUGAAAUCCUCUUUUAUUAACGCAGUAAGUAUUUAUUACCGAUGUAUAUAUGCAGUACUCUGGGGAAUUAACCAUUGUCUUAGAAGACAAUAAGGCGGAUGCAUAAUUAAUGACACAGAAUGCAUAAUUAAUGUAUGGGGUUAUACGGAAAUUUUUCCGAAUGCUUUAGUGUUAGGGUGACCAUUAAAACUACUUAAGUCCGUUUGACUCGUAGCUUGCCCCUGCGCCCUAACGGGCGCAUCUUCUUGGUUUUAAUGCGCCAUUUCAGUUUUUCUUGCGGGAAUCCGGCAAGGCCGCGGCCUGGUGAGAACACUGCUGAUGUGAUCAAGUUUGAAUCCAGCACCCCACACAACUUGGCCAUUCUGACUCCUCCAAGUCUUAAUCAUUUUUUAUUUAAGGGUUUAGGUGGUGUACUGUACAGUUUUUAGUAAACAUGCACAGUGUAGUUCUCUUUAUUCUUGUAGAAGAAAGAGCAAGAUAAAGAGGUGCAAGCUAUCAAGGUAAUGUAUCAUCAUCUAAAUAAAAUUUGUGUGUGAACAAGACAAUGUUUAUACAUGUAUGCCAGUAAUAAAAUUGUCUAAAGAAUGUAAAAUCUUUAUCUAGUAUACAAGUCAUAAAAAUAGUCUGUUGCAAUUAUUCAGAUGGUAUGGAAUGGAAGAGUGUCAGUACAUGAUUUCUAUGAAACAACUAGGAUUUUCUGUGAGAAAGAUGAUUUUUCCGUCAGUGACACAGGUGACUCAGAAGAAAAAAAUCCCAGUUUUCCAAAAGGCCGAUUUGGACAGUGUGAUUUUUGCCUAUGACUAUCGUGCAGGACUAGCAUGCGUCAUGACUUCACAACAGAUCGUGUUGUGUAAAUUAGACCCACUUCAUUCGUACGGCACAUUGGGGAUGUCAUAAGUGAAAAUUGUGCGCAUGUUGAUGAUCAAAAGGCGUGAAGUAUGCUAGUCAUGCACGAUAGUUGUGAGCAAAAAUUGUACUGUCUAAAUCAGCCUAAUAGGAGUUGAACUUAUGACCUUGUGGUUACUAGUCCAGAGGCUCUACCACUGAGCUACAGGAUACUCGUGGAAGCUGAGACCACUAGAUUCAUGAACCCAGGAGCAAAUGUUAGGCAUCAGGGCACAAGCUGGCAUUGCUAGAGCACAGCCUUGGUUUUCAAGAUAGUGUUGGAAGGCAAAAGGUCUUGUAAGUUCAUAAAAAAUAUAAUGUCUACUUAGAGAAACUUGGAAACUACCUACUAUCCCUCCCCUAACCCAAAGGGAAAAAUAGUAGUGUCAUUGUUGGUUUAGUGGGGGAGGGGGGGGGAGGUGGGCAAAUCUGAGAAUUUUAUGCUGAUCUAAAAGGUACAUGGACCAGUUUUUUGUUCAAUUUUUUUAGGAGGGAGUAUUUUGUAUAGAUUGUCUGUACAAAUUAGUGGGAAUUUUAUGGCUAUUUGUCUCCACAAAAUGACUGUUUUUUCACUGUUCGAUCCUGAUGUGAUUUAUCAGUGAUUUCUGUGCGAGUGUUACUAAGAAUCUACCUUGGCAGAAAUCAUGCCUUAAAUUGCAUUAAAUGUCACCUGCGUAAAUGGGCCUUUAACAAUGUUUAUCUGUCCUGCUUCAUUCCAGGAGCGAUACCUAGGUGGAGCCAAAAAAAGAAAGAAGGUUCGUCGUCUUGCUGACAGAAAGUUUGUGUUUGACUGGGACACAGGGGAAGACACUGCAGUCGACUACAAUCCACUGUAAGUAAUCACAUGACUGUACCAAGCUUUUUGGUGCAAUCACCAUUGACACAUUUAGUUGUAACAAGCUUUUUUAUUGAUUUUUUUGGUGCAGUAGUUUUUAUUUAUUUUAAUUAGUAUUAUUGAGACACAUAACAAAUUGGUAUUACGCUGUUUGUUAAAAAUACAAAUGAUUGUAAAUUAUUGAAUGUAGAUUUACCGUAGUUGACUCGACUGUAUUGCUGUAUUGUACCAAUAAUAUUAUCAUGACUGCUCUUGAUUCAAGUGCUUCAAAACAACACAGGCUCUUGUCACAGUCCGGAGGUACUUACCUAAGGGUGGUACUGUUAAAAUUUUGGCUGUUUUAAUAAUGCAACUCUUGUUUGGACUAAGAUUUCAAUGUUGUCAGGUAUAUACAAUUAGGAGAUCAGGAACUGGACAGGUAGCAAGUUCUUUUCCUUCUAUAUUUUAAGAAAUCAAAUAGACCAUAGAAAUGACAUCAAAAUGUUCAUAACUCAAGUGAACCACGAGCUGCAGGCCUUUGAAAGUAGCAGGGGGCAUAUUCUUAGUUGCGGGAGAAAUCCCAAGCCCCUGGGCGUCACUGAGAGCCCUGAUUCAUGUCGGUUAUUAAAACUGAUUUCACAUCUAAACAUAGGUUGUUGUUAGAGCGACUUUCUCAUGACCUUGAAAUGAAAACGCGCGAACAAAACAGAAACAACAAACGAACGGAAAUGGAGCGAUUUGAUUAGUUUAUCGAACGGAUACAAACGCGCGUGGCUUUUGGUUACUUAAGCGAACGCUCGGGUGAAAACACUUCAUGCCCGAGAACUUUCUAGAAAUCAAUCGAUACUUCGCUAUGACGUCAUUCUGCAACACGAUUGGCCAAUCGAACAAUGUCUUCUCUGUAUUAGGGUUUCCUUGACGGGAAAACGAAGAGGCCAUGUUUUGAUCUUUUCACCCAUUGGCUGAUAAAACAAAUAACGAACACUUAAAUUUGUACCGAAACCAUUUUUCAAGGUCAUACGAAAAUCUCUCUAACAGCAUCGAGAAGGCUUACAGAAGAUAUCCAUCUACUUAUAUUAAUGAAAUAGACACCUUUCAAACAGAUUUGGAGGCUUCUCGAGUCUCUAAAAGAAAAGUAAAAGUAAACAAGACUUUGUUCAAGUAACCAGCCCAGGGAGUUAAGUUCUGAUAUGCUUCUCGAUCAAGAAACGUACAUUCAGUCUGUGUAACUCUCUUUUUUACUUACAAGUACUUGUCUCGCUUAGCUAUACAGAAAAGCAUCAAAUUCAGCUCUUUGAAAGAGGACAUAUUGGUGGAGUUGAUAUCAAGGUAAACAUUCAAAAUCAGCUGGGGUAUCUAACCACAGUCGAAACCACGGAAUUAGAUUGUUCAGAGAAGUGUUCAAAGUUAUGGAUGAAUAAGCAGGCAACAGAUGCAGGGGCGAAUCAAGGAUUUUUCUUAGGAGCGGUUGCAUCACUAAGGAAUGGCGUAACUGACUGGUGACGUAAACAAAUUUUAAAAGUGAUACCAAGAAGAAGGCUUUUUCAGGCUUUUGACUAGGCAAUAACAUAAUGUGAACUGCUGAGAAUACAUAUCAAACGAUACAGGAGAAUUCAGACAAAACUACCAUUUUUAGGGCGUUUAACAUAAAUUCUCCAACCUCGUCUCGUGUUUUACUUCAGCACCAAUAAACCACCAAUUUUUUUUUUGGCAAAAUACCAGUUAAAUUAGAAAGCCGCAGGUCAUCUUAAGGGGGGAGGGGGUGCGCGAACCCCCUCACCCUCCCCCUAGAUCCGCCCUUGAGGUGUUCAUGUACACACUUCUUCAUUGUCAUUAUCAGCAUCCUUCGGCCUGAGCCGAGACUCCUCAAACUACUCCUUUCUACAUCGAUAUUUUUUAUAUCAGCCAUCACAAUAGAGACCUCCAACCCCGGAAGGCGUCAUUGUACUGUUUUCACCAUAAAAGUUAGCACAGUUAUUUUUAUUGAAGAAGGUUCUAAAGUUCUCUCAUGAGCGUCUUGAUACUUACUUGUUUCCGUUCCCGCUAAAACUCGUGGUAGAAUGACGACAGCUAUCGUGUUUUCCCGCCAAACUAACGCUGGCCCACGCGCGAGCGUGAAUUUUCUAGUGAUUUAUUUUUUCUUUGGCCUUAAUAUUAGGAUUAAAGUGGUUAACCCCUCUACAACAGCCACUCCGGCCCUUAGCUGGCUGUCCUUGCAAGGCUCGGCUGUGCAUUAGAAUGUCAGUAUGUAGUGAGGUUACAGGUUUUAAAGUAAAAAUCCUUGGAAAAUGUUUUUUUUUUUCUUCCCAGUGGCAAAAGAAGGAGACAGGAAAGUUUUAUCAGGAAAUGUUGGAGACAAGACGAACUGUUGAGGAAAAGACCCAAGAGGCGUAAGUAUCUUAUCUUGUCAAUAAUUAACAAAAAAACUACUAACACUGACGCGAAUUGCAUUUGAAAUUAGUUCAAUCCUAGAAGAGAUAAAAAUUGUCCCGAACGGGACAAAUUAUGUCUUAUGUCCGCAUUGCACUGUGAUUAGUGUACGUUUCCCGUGCAUUGUUGGAAAGCCUGGUUCCAGUGUACAUGUAUGUCAAUCGAGGUUUCCAUCGUUAGAAAACUUUGAGUCUGGAAAAAGAAAGUAUUGUAUUGUCUUAGAAAAAGUCCGGGAAAAGCCUCGAAUUUUCCGCCAUCCAAAACUCUGUUCGAACCAUGCUCCAGUUGUGGAUACUAUUUCUGUUUCUCAAGGCUAUCCGCUCAAGAGAGCGUCUUACGGCAAACGGUAAACGUCAGAUGGAAUUGGAAUGAGAAGAUAGAAACGGUCCAAAAUCCUUCUUACUGAUGAACCUCAGUGGCAUAAAACUUGUAAUAUUAGAGAGCUGUAGAUUUGAGGACGAGUGCAAAUGUGAGAUUUAACUUAUAGGUUUUUUCGCGUGUUCUCAAACAAAAAAAGACAGCCCCGAAAGCUUUAUUUUACUUUUUUUUUACCAAAAGGUUUAGUACAGUUAUUUAUACUGAAGGAAGUUAAGCCCUCUCCCGAUAGCAAAAUGCUAAAACUUUCUUACAUUUGAUAACUUGUUCCCGCCACUACGACUUCCUCGCUAAAACUCGUUGUUGUAUGUCGACGGCUAUCACGUUUUCCCGCCAAAAUGACGCUGGUUCACGCUUGAGCAAUACUCAGUAUUGAGAAAAUCUUGUACUCGUAGUCGUCCUCGUCAAAGAAUCUAAGGGUGCGUUUCUUUACUAAAAUCCAAAUCGGGAUUUUUAAUCCGAUCUCGGAUUUUAGUGAAGAAACGCACCCUGAAGCUCUACAUUUAAGUAGAUAUAAAAAACAAUAAACGACAAGGAAAGGGGAAACUUGGUCACGUGGUACAAAUUUCCGUUUGCCGUUUGCCGUAAACGUGACUCGUGGUUCCUUCUUUUUUAGGACGCGAAUAAAGAAACAGCGUGAUCAGGAAAGACAGCGUGCGUUCGAUGAUCGUCACUGGAGCAAAAAAUCCUUGGAGGAAAUGGUGGAAAGAGAUUGGCGGAUCUUGCGAGAAGAUUUUGCCAUCUCUACAAAAGGCAAGAGAUUCUAGGACAGGCUGUUGAAAUCUUGUCGUUUUUGGUCCUGGGCUUGGUUUAUCUGUGCUUUUUUUCUUUUUGUCUGUGGAUUACUCUGUGUACUGUUAAAUACUAACAUAGUUGCAGUCUUAAUCGUCAUUUCCGUCGCAACUGAAGAAAAAUAACAACUGAAGUGUUAUUGCACAAGGAAUGAGCUGAUUAUCACUAAAUACUCUUAGCUGCAAGGAAUUUUUUUCAGAAAAUGAGAACCAAUUUAAGAACCAAAAUAGCGUAAAUUUGUUCUUAUUACCAUUUAUGUAAGAACUUGUUAAGGCUAACUAGGGAAAAUACAGGUUCUUACUCACGGGUCAUUACUGUAUUUUCUCGCUCCUCAUUGCAGGUGGCAAGAUUCCAUUUCCUCUGCGCUCGUGGAGAGAAAGCACCCUUCCAACUUCAAUAUUGGAUAUUGUAGACAAACUGCAAUAUGAGGUAAGCCAGCCGUAUCGUUUCGGUACGAACUCAAGCAGUGAAAUUGCACAGAGAUGUCGAUCACUUCAAGUAUUUUUUUUUUUUUAAAGUUUGCAAUUGAACAAGAAAAACAUUUUGGGUGAAUGUUCUUCGUUCUUUAAGUUAAGUACGUGAAACUAUUUACACCUCGAAGGAACUGACUUGUAUCGAAACGACCGGUAACCCUUUAGUUUAGUCUCCCCCCCCCCCCUUUUAAUGUCACAACCAGAAUGGCGCUUGUUUAAUUUUCACACUCAAGUUAAACUGUUUCUUUACAUCAAUAUUCAUAGUUUGUAAGGUCUGGAAGACGGAGGCAAUGUUAUUAUUCCUUGCUCACGUGGUAUGAGGGUUAGACUGUCAGAGUAUACAUUGAAAAAAAAUCUCGAAGCAUCAUCGGCUAUGCUUUUCUUAAUCUAGUCGCUUAUUUAACCACAGCAGGGCUACCUCAGUUGGUAGAUCAGCAAUGGUCUAGAUUAGAAGGUUGCAAAAGAACUGAGACAGAAGGUUCUGCGCCUGGCAAACGGGUAGACCUUCGCGCGGCUUGGAUGACCACUUUGAGUACAACUGACUUUUAAAUAAAGUCGAUUUUUUAUCUGUUUAUUUACUGAGAGGUUUCACCUACUUUAAAUGAAAAAAGUGAUGUUAUCUGUAGGGCAGAGUUUAUGCUCAGAAUUAUAUGAUUUUCCCAUGUGAAAAAGCUCUUUCAACUCGUACAAAUGUUUCAUUCGUCCAAACCGAAAGUAACACUUUAGAACAACUGGUAGAUUAUCUAUCCUGUGUGUUCAUAGGAACCAACACCAAUUCAGCGCCAAGCCAUUCCUAUUGGACUUCAGAACAGGGACAUCAUAGGAGUAGCUGAAACAGGUGAAGUGAAAACCCAGUAGGGUUAACUAUUGGGAAAAUUUUAACUAUAGAAAUUGUAUUGCAAUAGGUCACACGGAUAUUGAGAAUAGGCGGAUAACAAUUUUUUUUUUCAAUAAAAAGGUAGUGGUAAAACAGCAGCAUUUCUGAUUCCUUUAUUGGUGUGGAUUAUGGGGCUGCCAAAGAUUGAACGUGACGCAGAUGCUGAUAAGGGACCUUAUGCUGUAAUCUUAGCUCCGACCAGGGAACUGGCACAACAGGUUAGUUGGUCAAUUCGCCCUCAGGCGAGUUGGCAUAAGGGCCUCAUGUCAACUCACCGGGGAACUGGCACAACAAGUUAGUUGGUCAAUUCGCCCUCAGGCGAGUAGGCAUGAGGGCCUCAUGCCAACUCGCCCCAACCGUUUACUUUCGCCCAAACAGAUGAGGCUCACUUGCAAGAAUUCACGCUUCCGUUGCGUUGUGCCUUAAGAGCGGCGGUUAUUUUUUUUAGGAAAGAAGCCGAGUUUUUGUGGUCUAUCUACAUUCAUGGGAUUAGUACAUACGUACAUACAUACUUUCUUGUUUCCUUCCCAAAGGGGCUUUUCAGGAAAAAUCAUUAUUGCAAUCAUGACGUUUAAUUACAACACUUACAUUAUUGCUGAUUACAGUGCUUAACUUGUUACUAAUUACAAUACUUAACUUAGCUAAGAAGCAUUUACAAAAUUAUCUAAAAGCUGGUUCCUUAAGACAGUAGUACACCUUCUCGUCGGCAGGAGGGGCUAAAUUACCGUAAACUAUCAGUUAGACUAACUCACCAGGAUUCGUGCCGUAGGUUAAAAGUAAGUACGUUUAUUGUUACAAAGGGUUUACCGCGUUAAAUCAGAGCCAACGGUGCGUCUGUUUUUCUAAUCUUACCAGAUUGAAGAUGAAGCUGCCAAGUUUGGUCGUCCUCUUGGCGUCAGGACAGUGUCCGUGAUUGGUGGGGUAAGAAAUCUACGCAUAAGUCUGACUAUGUCGUUAUCAAUGGUGUCGUAGCUACCCUGGGUGCAAUGUUGGAACAAUUCGCAACAAUGUUGCAACGCUGUGUUGAGCUAAAAUCGUCCCGUGAACAUCACCUUAAAUCAUGUUCGCACAUCGAAUCCGCCUUCACGAGGUACAACGUGGUUCAUCCUACAUAUUGUUAGAGCGGACAUCUGUGGCCAGGACAUGUCGUAGCUCGUGCGGUAGGAGUUCCCGUCUCGGUCGCGAGAAGAAUGGAACAGGACAAAGGUUUCCAACCGUGCCUUUAUUCCUUCUCCAACUUCCCUCCGAGCUUAGAAUUGCUUUCCUAUAAUUCGUAGAGACAGUUGUGGCUCGGUUUCGAAAAUGAAGUGAUUCCCUGAGAAAUACGUGAAACAGAAUUUCAUGGUUGUUGAGCCCGGAGGUAGUCGCUUAUCAGAGAGUCUAAAUACAGCGUUUGUGUCAAAUGGGAUUUUGGAAUCGAAAAGAGAGAUAAGCAGUCAGCCAUAAAAUAAAUAAAUAAAAAGUCAAAUAACACCUACCUUUAUUCAUUAUCUCCAGCUUUCUCGCGAGGACCAAGGAUUUCAGCUAAGGCUUGGCUGCGAGGUAAGCUAAUCUGUUCCCCUUUCGUUCGCUACAACUAGCCUUCGUGGCCAGAGCGAGACGAUGAGAGUGAAGAAAAAUUCAUUCACCACUUGAGAAAUGAGAAGGAGACUGGAGCCGAAAUGCUUGCCGCAAUUGUUUCUGGGAUGGUUACUAGGGAAGCGCCGGUCAGCUAUUGGCCAAUUUUUUUCCAUGUCCCUAGUAACAGUCCCAGAAGUCUUUGCAAAAGUUAACUCGGCCCAGAUUCCCUCUCCUUUUUAAAGUGGCGAGUUGUAGAGAAGUGUUUGUUGCCUUUUAUAUUAACAUGUAUCGCUGAGUACUUACCCCGUUAUUUCUUUUUUGCAGAUUGUCAUUGCUACACCUGGUCGUCUGAUUGAUGUACUCGGUAAAUGUUUUCUUUAUAUUUCUCAUUUCUGCUUCUGCAGUGUUGGCAUCCCACAGUAUCACGAGAUGAUUCGAAAACUACAAUCAUUGGUUUUCUAGCGUUUUUUUUUUUCGAAAUAACAUUGUAAUGUAAAAAAAUACGCCAUCCUCUUCUUUUUAUGUAUGAGUCUACUUUUAUCCGAACCGUCCUUAGCCAAGUAUAGUUGUCUUGUGGCAGUAGGGUAAGUUUUUGUUUGGGUUAAACAGGGUAGGACGUUUUCCUUCAUCAACGGCCUCUUUUCCUGGAAUCAAUGAAGAUUUCAAUCCAGGACCCCGGUCCUAACUCCAUUAGUUCUUUCCCUACUGUUCCUCUCCUUGUAUUUCAGGGUUUCUCUAUUUUUCGUGCCUUCAGUUCUGGUGCCCAUUUGAUGGCGGUGCCGGAAUUGGAAAUGGUAUAGAGUUAAACUAAGUUAUUCAAAAUUCAAGGCGAAAAAGAAUCUGACUGUAUCUUCUCUGAGACAUGGCAAAGUUGCAAUUUCGUUGUUCAUAAGAUUUGAAGUAAUUGGUUGAAGCUUUUUGUUCUUCUUUUUUCUACAGAAAAUCGAUACCUUGUACUCAGUCGCUGUUCGUAUAUUGUUCUAGAUGAGGUUAGUAGUUUUAACUUGUUUUUAAUUUUUUUCUCGAAAUUUUGAAUCAGAUAAAGAAUAAGCUAUUUUACUAAGGAAAAUGCGAUGGAAAGCCCUACUCUAUACUCAAUCAUUCGUCUUCAGAAAAUCUGAGCCAUAUCUGUGGUACUAUUGUAGGCCGAUCGUAUGAUUGACAUGGGCUUUGAACCUGAUGUUCAGAAGAUCUUGGAGCAUCUUCCAGUGAGCAACGUCAAACCUGAUUCAGAAGAUGCCGAGGAUCCAGAAAAGCUGUUAGCUUAUAUGGGAAAGGACAAGUUUAGACAGGUUCGUAUAAAUAAAUAAAUAAAUAAAUUUAUUUAUUGAUUUCUUAAUUAAACCGCGGGCUCAGUGUUUCUGUGUUUUUAGACUGGGGCGCUUGUUAGAAUUAGGAGGGGCUUAAAGAAUUUUCACGGUUCACAUGAAGUUGCCUUUAAUAUAAUAGUGAACUUACGCAACAGGACGGGAAAGGAAAGGAGAUGGCAAACCUUGUGUGACAAGCGUGACAAUUUUGUUUUAAAAACAGACCAGAAAACAUUAAUGAUAAGGGAAGACCACGACAACACUCCCAAGCAAUAGCCCUGUCACGUUUGUCACACAACCGUUUUGCCGUCCUCUUCUUCCUGCAGUCCUGCUGCGUAAACUCACUAAUAACUGUUUGUAGCCUUCGUGUUUGGUUUGUUUCAACAACGAAAAUAGGAGAUGUCUCGUCGAGGAGAUGAAGUUGUGACUGUAGUCAGUGGACACUACUAGAAUGCAGUGUAACCACCAGUUGAACUUUUGAACAAUAUCACUAAAGACCUGUGAACUGAGAUUAGUAUCAUUGGCUUUUCUGUUUCACCUUUUUUUAGACUGUAAUGUUUACGGCGACAAUGCCUCCACAAGUAGAACGCUUGGCCAGAAACUAUCUAAGGUCAGUUAUCGGUUUUACUGUUUACUGAAACUGUGUUUUCUAGAUAGAUGUGCUUCAUUGGCGAUCUAUCCGCAUACAAAGCCGCUCACAUUAAUUAUAAAUAACUAAAUAAUAAAUAAUUCCGGUAUAUACCCCCGGUAGAUUUCGAGCAGUCUCUCUUUAUUCUUGGUCGGUCGAGCAAAACGCGCGUGACUAAAGGCGCGAGACGGGAGAGGCAUGAAAAAAGAGAGACUCUCUUUUAUCUUCUCGGGCUGCCGCAGUCGUUUCUAGCGUCUCGCUCGAAGCUCGCGCGCGUGCAUUUUCCUCCAUAAAUCUGAAGAAAAAGAGAGACUGCUCGCAUUCUAACCCCCCAGCAACGUUUACCGCGCAAGGCUGGUGAGACCGAGCAAACGACUGAAAGAAAGUAGGUCAAAAAGACCAUUUCCGUACUCGAAAAUCCCUCACUUUAAAAAAGCGAGGCCGUGUGCAUGACCCCAUUUGUGAAAAUGAACUUCAUUUGCUUGAGAAUUAAAAAAUCGUUUUCAUAUCAGAGACUUUCACACUUAGCUUCGUUUUAAAACAGAGGCUUGGGACAACUUGGAAUUUGCCCAUACACGUAACGUAACGUAACAAGACUAACUGCAUAGAGGCAAAUCAGUUGGAUAUUUACAACCUUGGUUGAGGAUUUGAACAAAUCCAGCAAGCGAUUAGGGCGGGUAUUGAACCCAUGGUCUUCGGAUAGCAAGUCUAACGCCUUAACCGCUCUGCCACGCUGCCGCCUACCCUUGAAUCCCCAAUAUCAGCACCCAUAUUCCAGUUCUCAUCAUAUUUAUCAUCACCUGUACGUUUAAGCAGUGAUACGUUAUGGAGCAAUUAGAUGCUGAUCUACAUCAUAAAACGAGGAGCAUUGACGAAUAAUUCUUUGCUAAAAGGCAAUCUUAAGUGACUGGGAACCUAACAUUGUGAUGGUUUAUUUUUCUUUCAGGCGCCCAGCUGUGGUUUACAUCGGUUCUAUAGGUAACAAGUCUGUUUUAACCCUCCUUGAACGGGAUAUACAUUGUAACGGGGAUCUUUCUGUUCCUUUUUUUUCCCUUUGCUGGAUUAUGACGGUCACACAUCGCUCAUUGACGCUGCAUAUCCAACCAAUUUUACACCAUACUGAAUUAUGCCAGGGAUGAUUUCCUGAAAACUAGCUUACCACGUUAUGAGCUAAACUGCAGUUGUCAGGUUCAUCUUGCGAGCCUGGUUCCUCAAAAGAUAUCAGUUUAGUUUAACCCAGGGUAAAACCUAAUUUUAAGCAAAGUUUUCUUGUUGGAGGUUUUGAAAUAUUGUCCAGGUUAUUAAAGCGGGCAGCUCUACUGUUUGUAUUUCUGUAUUAAAGUAAUUCAAUUUUCUCUCAUCACUUCACAGGCAGACCAGUCGAGAGAGUGGAACAGAAAGUUUAUUUGGUUAAAGAACAAGCAAAGAGGUACGCCUGCGUGUAUCAUCUCUUAUAUAUUUAUUAAACUGUAGCAAUGUAAAAAAAUAUAUUUUCGCGAGAUUAAUUGCGGUGUACUGUAGUUUUUUACUUCGAGGUCACAUUAUAUCUAACAGUUGAACUGUUUUCCGCCAAAAUCUCUUAGCAGGCAACAUUGCAAAAUAUAUGACGCCAGAGGGUAACAGUGCACUGUUACCUGCGAAUGUUGAGGUUUAAUGAAUUUCAAGCUAUAUAGCAAAUCACUUCGGGAAACAGUUAAUUUUGUUUCCGUUGAAUCUCAAUGUCGUCCUCGGCUUAUUAGGAAAUAAUAUUAGCUGCUUCGCUCGGAACCAGUCAUUUUAAAAGUGUUUAUUGUUGUUUCCUUGACAGGAAGAAGUUGUUAGAGAUACUGAACGCUGGCAUUGAUCCUCCGAUCAUGAUAUUUGUCAAUCAAAAGAAGGUGAGAGUUGCGUGUCACCGCAGCUGAUAGUUGAGAUGACGUGCAAAAACAACCCACGGAAAUUGAGCGGAGAGCGAGGGCGGAGCUCUCAUGCACUGACUCCCUCCUUGUUUUCGUUUAGUCCGCGUGGAAGGCGUUUGAAGGGGAUAAGGUGGACGAGAUAGCUACGCGAGGAAGGAGGGAAGCCAUCGCGCGAAUUUCAUGUACUCGCGUGCCUUACUUCCCCUUUUCCCGUCUUCAAUGCUGGCUAGUCUUCGUUCGCCCCUUUAGUUUCGUCCGUUGUUUCUACCUGAGAUCUUGCGACAGGCUGUCAGGGACCUUUAGGCUAUAAUCACACUAUACCGGACAGAGUUUGCCCCAGCACAAAAACCGUACCGGACAGGACUUCUGUUCGCACAUAAGAACGGUGAUUUCGGAGCGGUUUCUGUAACAAGCGAAGCUGUGUCACGCCGAUCUCUUAAGUGGAAAGUCACAUAUCGGAUAAGUUUUCGUACUGCACCGGAUACCUUCUCGCUUCGGCACGAAAAGCUGUCCGUUAUAGUAUGAAUACAGCCUCAGAUUCGAUUACGAGUAGGAGAUUGAGUAGGAGCUUUCAAACCAAGUUCAUGAGCUCAAGAUAAACACUUUUCACAACAAUCUUUUAAGUCUUCUCUACGUUUUGUUAGCAGCAGGAAAGAGAGAGAGCCCUGACAACAUAAAUGGCUUGAAAUUCUAAUGUCGCACUCAUAGUCGCUGAUCACGCACUCCGAGUCAAAUCUAAAGGUUGCUUACCGUUGCUUAUGAGACGACAUAUCUGUAAUAAUGUUUUGCUGAUUAACUCUUUUUCCGUCUGUCUUAGGGAGCGGACGUGCUCGCCAAGUCCCUGGAAAAAAUGGGCGUAAGUUAUCGUUUGUGGCGUUGGGCGUGGGUGAUUUUAUAUCUUUUCUCUUCGAUGUAGGCUAUGGUUUUGUUGUAAUUUGUUUUACCAAACGAACUUUAACCUGCGAGCAAGCUCUCCAUUGGGGUUGGAUCGCGAGAAGUCACGCGAGAGCAGCACGCUCCUGCGUUCUCUCGCCAUACAUGGAGAGUUUGCUAGCGAGGUAAACGAACUUGAGUGAAGCAGUGGCUGCUUGAACGCCAUUGCGGAUCACUAAAGUUGUUUUUAUAUAAGGGUUUUUUGUGCCAGGUAAAACGAGCAAAUUCUGUUUUGGUCGUCAGUUUUGGCUGACAGCGUAUAAGGCGGAUCGUGAACACUCGGGGCAAACGUUUUUCACUGUCAUUCUUAAAGUGCCUGGUUUGCCCACUAUUUGAUUUCAUCCACGGUCGUUUUUAUCCUUUUGUUUCUUCAGUUGCAUACCUCCCGUUUUUUAAUUUUCGUUCCCGAGAGCGGGCACAUACAUAACUUCCUGAAUUUUUUCUUACAGUUCCGUGCUACAACACUCCACGGCGGACGAAACCAAGAACAAAGGUGAGGUUUAGAUGUAACCUCUUCUUUUUAUUUCGUCGUCAUGGUUGUUAAAUGUCUGUUUUGUAAAUCUAGAGAGACACCGAGAGUAUAGGAAACUAAGAAAACAAGGGCCUGAACAAGGGUAUUGGACGGAUGGAACGAUGUUUCAGUGAAAUUCCCGACUGUUUUGUACACCAGUGUUGUCGUUUUUUACAUGAAGUUAUGAUCGUCGCAGUGGUAGUUGUAAUUUAAGCAAUUACAAAUAUGUAUAAGCCCGAAAAAAAAAAAUUCGGGACUUCAUCGAACCCAUGGCCUUUGCGUUAGCGCUGCAGUGCUCUACCAUUUGAGCUAUGAAGACCCAUAUAUUGGGAGCAGGCCAAUUUGUUGAGUUCACCUUCACCGGUGAAAGGAAUGAAACAUGAAAGACGAUGUGAACUGCCGAAGUACAAAUUUUAUGGAGAUAUGAUCGUCGAAGUGGUAGUUGCAAUUUAGACAAUAACAAAUAAACCCGAAAAAAAAACCGUUUUUAGGUUAAAUAGCUCUGUCAACGAUAAUCUUCGAUCGGGCCCUUCUUUUUUUUAGCAAGCACGACGAGCCCGCUGUCGUUUGCUUGAUUAAACUUUGCAAACAUUUUUGCCAUGCAUCUCUACACUCAGUUUCAUUAGUUUGUCAACUGAGUCGAACAUACGCGGUUACGUAACAUCUGCAUCUUAAUUCUGAACCUGUCAUAAAGAUUCAUUUUGUUGGUUUUCUUUCAGAGAGUUUGCAUUGUCGAGUCUUAAAGCUGGUGCUAAGGACAUCCUUGUGGCCACUGAUGUAGCCGGUCGUGGUAUUGACAUAAAGUAGGUUUCAUGAUAAACAGUUUGAUUUCUUUGUUUUCUUGCUUUUGUUGUCUCCAGGCCUGAAGAUGAUUUUCUUAAACUCAUUUUCAAACCCAACCUGGAGACCGGUUAAUCGGAGAGAACCCUGGGAACGGGGUUGAUGGUCAAACUUAUGAAGUUUUUUUUUUCUUCACUGAAUGUGUGUAAAAUAGCGCAAGUAAAAUCUCUCAAAGUUGAUUUCUUCAUUUCAUUUUUUUUUUUCAGGGAUGUUUCACUUGUUCUUAACUAUGACAUGGCCAAGUCAAUCGAAGGUAAGUGAUGAGUUUAACAUUGAAACCUUAGGCUUAAAGUAAAAGUAAUUCGUCGAGACAAACAGAGUUGAUAAUCUUAUCUUAACUCACUUUCAUACUAACUGAUAUACAAACUUCAUUAAGUACGGAGUUAAUCAGUAUGUAAUGCGUUUAAUUUUACGGUCUCAUUUCCUCAUCCAUGUACACUUUUGGUUUUUAUGUAUUACAUUGUGAUAAUUAUUGGACAAUUUUGAACGAUUAUUUUGAUGUUUGAGUCAAAUUAUAUCUAUUCGGUGACUGCUGGAAUAGACCUUAUUCACGAUACCCGCCAUCCCACGAGCGAAAGGAUUUAUGGGAUAAAGGAAAUAUCGUGUGGUUUCUAAGGAGGCAAAAAACUUAUUAAAAGCUGUCAAUAAAAGAAAUCGCAGCCGACUUUGUUUAUUCCCUCAGAUGAGAAACCACGUGACAUCCCAUUCCAUCAACCUUGCGCGCUUCCAAAGGUGGUGGGUAUUACGAAGAAGGUCUAUUGCCUAAAUUUACGGAAGCCACCACAUAGCCAGUGCCCUAUGGCUGCUAACAUGUCAUUGUUUUCAUUUUUUAUCAGGCUACACUCAUCGUAUUGGUAGAACCGGUCGAGCAGGAAAAACCGGUGUUGCCAUCACGUUUUUGACCCAGGAGGACUCAGCAGUGUUUUAUGACCUCAAGCAGACAUUAUUAGCGAGUCCCGUAAGUACAAUGCUUUCAAUUUUACAGAGCGUCAAAAAACCCAUUUUUCCACUCACUGAAAGUUGAUUCGACUAUAACUAACUGAUUUGUGUUCUUGCUAAUCUUGUAUAUUGUUUAUGAAUUUUAUUGUUCAUAUCUGAGUCUGAAUUGGGUUAAAAUGUUUAUUCUUGUUUGCCCAAAAUUUAACAUUUAUUGUAAAAUAUUUUUGGUUAAACGGGUUAUAGUGUCUUAGGCGAAAAUUGAGUGUUACAGGGCCAAUGUAGUGCUCUAAAUCUUUACCCAGGCGCUAGUUAAGUAUCAGACUAAUUUUCGUAUUUACUAUUUAUGUAUAUGCGAAUGGAUUCUUCGUCGUGCUAUGGCGAAUAACAAGCAAAAAACACUAACAUGAACAGUUGUCAGCGGUUAUGACAUGGGGGAGGGGUACAUUGUCUUUAGUAAAUGGCUUAUUUCUGUGUCGUUUAUAGGUGAGCCACUGUCCUCCGGAGCUUGAUAAACAUCCUGAUGCACAGCACAAACCUGGCACAGUGCUUACAAAGAAGAGAAAGGAAGAAACCAUUUUUGUAUAA
Porites lobata is the source of this 21459-nucleotide messenger RNA. The record is from the annotation of a GenBank genome assembly. NCBI's taxonomy places the organism in Eukaryota, Metazoa, Cnidaria, Anthozoa, Scleractinia, Poritidae.